Messenger RNA from Acanthisitta chloris (rifleman), 864 nucleotides. Its product is annotated as RING finger protein 175-like. The record is from RefSeq and is a predicted model, not a curated record. Gene Ontology annotation, molecular function: metal ion binding; ubiquitin protein ligase activity. NCBI's taxonomy places the organism in Eukaryota, Metazoa, Chordata, Aves, Passeriformes, Acanthisittidae. Gene Ontology annotation, cellular component: endoplasmic reticulum membrane; Golgi membrane.
AUGCCCCAUAGCUGUGAAUCAAUGCCUGUGGAGAUGGUUAUUGUCCUCAUUUCAGCCUUGGCUGUUGCCCAGGUUGUUCUUGUUCAGUGGAAACAAAGCCACUGUUGGUCUUGCAAUGUGAUCACACUGCUGCAGAUGUGGGUUGUUCCUCUUUAUUUCACCAUCAACCUUUGCUAUUGGAGAUUGCUGUCCUUGUGAGGAAUGCCCUCAAUUAUUACUGGCAUCAGUUUCAGAGCAGCCCACAAGCCUCUCUUGGGAACAACAACACAGCUGGUCUACAAAUGGUUCCUCCCAGUCUAUGAACUGGGUUAUACAAUUGGAAUUGUGGAUUAUCUAGCCAUAAUAUUUACCAUGUUUGGAUUUAAUUUAUUCUUUAGAAAAGAGUCUGGUGACUCCAUGGAUAUUGGUGUGACACUGCUUUUUUAUGUACUGUACGUGGGAGUAAUGGGAUAAGACUUUGCAGAGAUUUGUUCUGGCUACAUGGCUUCCACCAUUGCUUUUUACAACACCAGUGGCAUACCAACAAGAAAUUUUUGCAAUGACAUCUGCAGAGUCUGCGGGCAGAAAAACUUUGUGGAUAUAAACAAAGAAGGGAUCAUUGAAAAUACCUACCAGCUGUCCUGUAAUCAUGGGUUUCAUGAAUCUUUCAUCUGCAGUUGGUGUAUUGUUGGCAAGAACCAGACUUGCCCAUACUGCCCUGAGAAAGCUGAUUUGCAAGGGAUGUUAAGUAGCCCAUACCCUCCCCUAUUUUAUGGACAACUUCUGGACUGGCUCUGCUACCUAGUAGUUUGGCAAUUGGUCCUUAUAGCUAUCAUCCGAGGCAUUAAUUACUCACUGGGUCUAGAAGAGAAAUCAAAUUAUUAG